Molecule: messenger RNA, 3555 nt
Organism: Astyanax mexicanus (Mexican tetra)
Lineage: Eukaryota; Metazoa; Chordata; Actinopteri; Characiformes; Acestrorhamphidae
Gene: siah1
Product: siah E3 ubiquitin protein ligase 1
Exons: 4
Coding region: 895-1962 (355 amino acids)
Biological process (GO): proteasome-mediated ubiquitin-dependent protein catabolic process; multicellular organism development
Cellular component (GO): cytoplasm
Molecular function (GO): ubiquitin protein ligase activity; ubiquitin conjugating enzyme binding; zinc ion binding
Source: RefSeq, a predicted model, not a curated record
UCUUCAGGAGAGAGGGUGAGAGACACUCGCACACAGGGGGAGUGAGCCAGCAUGCUGACUUCAGCCUGACAUUCGACUCCUGAGCCCACAGGCUGCAGUGGCAAAAGUGCAGGCAGGCAGCACUCUGCGUUCUUUCGCUCUCUCUGAUUCUUUGCUGAGAGUAGUUUGCUCUGUUUGACCUUAGGGAGUUUGCUCUGCUCUUCUCUUCUGUAUCGCUUCUGGAGUUCUCACUGGAUUCUUCAGCAGGCUGUGGGAGUGGUCCCUCACACUGGCGCUGGAAUGCAUUCGUAGACAAGGGGGGAAACUUGCCUCUGCGUUCUUGUUGUUUUUCUCUCUUCCUCUCAUUUUCCCUUUUUCUCCCUCUCUCCUUGGGCUCCAUCUCAAAGGAACUUCCUGACUACUACUUGAAGCUGGACACACUUGUGUAACAUUCAUGGAUUACAGUGCCUAUUUUUUGGGGUUUUUGUUUUUUGAAUAUUAAUCUUUUUUUUUUUUUUUUCUACCCCUUGUGUGUGUGUGUGUGUGUAUGUGAGUGUGUUUCCUGGGUUGCACUCUAAAGAGGAUUUUUUUUCUCACCCCCUCUGUAAGACUCCUGUAAGUCUCCUGCACAGUGGUCAGUGUACAAUCACUUGGAUUAUUUGUGUGCCUGUGAGUAUAUGAGAGAAACUGUGUAAGUGGUCAGUCAGGCCUCUGUGCACCCUCUGUCCUUCAUGUGUUCAGGGGGUCUCCAUGAGUGGACCUAACACCUAACAACCAUUUGGAGGAGUAUUUUCAGCUGGCCUUGUGUUGGGAGGGAGAGAGGAAGCAGUUUCAGAGACUGGACUGAAGGGGCCCUCUGUUAUGGGCUGUUUUGUUUCUAUGGAAGGAGCGCAAUGAAGAGUCCCUCAGCUCCCCAUGUCGCCCACUGUUAGGCUGCAGCCCGUCUACUCAUGGAAGGGGGUUCUCAAGCUCUUCACAUGCAUAGCUGCCCGAACGGCCAGCAAGCCUAAAGAUGGUACACUAGAGCACCAUACACUAGAGCACCAGCAUCUCAGACCAAAACAAGUAUCUCUGGAGGUCCACACAUUUCAAGAGAAGAAGAUAGCCUUACUUGGGAAUCAUAUGGACGAAGAAAUGAGUCGCCAGACCGCCACAGCGCUGCCCACAGGAACCUCCAAGUGUGCCCCCUCUCAGCGCGUCCCCACCCUGUCCGGCACCACCGCCUCCAACAGUGACCUGGCCAGCCUGUUCGAGUGCCCCGUGUGCUUCGACUAUGUGCUGCCCCCCAUCCUGCAGUGCCAGAGCGGCCACCUGGUGUGCAGCAACUGCCGGCCCAAGCUCACCUGCUGCCCCACCUGCAGGGGCCCCCUGGGCUCCAUCCGCAACCUGGCCAUGGAGAAGGUGGCCAAUUCGGUCCUGUUCCCCUGCAAGUACGCCUCGUCCGGCUGCGAGGUGACCCUGCCUCACACAGACAAGGCCGAGCACGAGGAGCUGUGCGAGUUCCGGCCGUACUCGUGCCCCUGCCCCGGCGCCUCCUGCAAGUGGCAGGGCUCGCUCGAUGCAGUCAUGCCUCACCUCCUGCACCAGCACAAAUCCAUCACCACGCUGCAGGGCGAGGACAUCGUUUUCCUGGCCACGGACAUCAACCUCCCCGGAGCCGUGGACUGGGUCAUGAUGCAAUCCUGCUUCGGCUUUCACUUCAUGCUGGUGCUGGAGAAGCAGGAAAAGUACGACGGUCACCAGCAGUUCUUCGCCAUCGUGCAGCUGAUCGGCACAAGGAAGCAAGCCGAGAACUUUGCUUACAGGCUGGAGCUAAACGGCCACAGGCGGCGGCUCACCUGGGAGGCCACGCCGCGUUCCAUUCACGAGGGCAUCGCCACCGCCAUCAUGAACAGUGACUGUCUGGUAUUCGACACCUCUAUCGCCCAGCUGUUUGCUGAGAACGGCAACCUGGGCAUCAACGUCACCAUAUCCAUGUGCUGAGGACCGUCACAGACACACGCACUAGCGUGUGCUCACACAGACACACACACAGACACAAAAACACACACACACACACACAAAAACAGGCAUAAGCAUACAGUAAAAAAAAACAUACAUUUCACACCACCACCAUGGGACACCUUGAGUUGUACUUUGGGUCAGGGAGGGGGGAGAUAUCUAACCGAGGGAACUUUUUCGCUGUUGUACGUUCCAAGCAAAUGAUAGAACUGACGUUUAUCAGUUAAAAGCUUGGCACGCCCAACCGGAUAUUAUUCCUGGGUUUUCAAUUUUAUGCUACAUUAUUAUUAUUGUUAUUAUUGUUAUUAUUAUUAUAUAUAAGUUAAACGAUAAAAGUAAUGUAUUCUACAUUUUUGAGAGCAAAUGGCAUUGCCCUCAAAGGUGAAAAAGGGCCUUGUGAAGCGGACUUGCGCACAUGUGGCUUUGUUGGUGAAAAUGAAUGGUGAUAGAAUGGUGCAGUAGAAUGGAGGGUUGGGGGGUUUUGGGAUAGGUUCUGUGGUGGGGUUCACUCAAAAAGAUAAAAUAAAAAUAAAAUAAAUUUAAAUUAAUUCCUAAAUAUUGGUUACUGCCCACCCCCACCCCUCGUUUUCUUCACCCCUCCCCUCCCCCCGCACUCACAUGUUGGAAUUUUAGUUCAAAUGAAACACUAACUUCCAAGUUGAGUUUCUGCUGUUGUAGAAUUUAUUCAAGUUUCGUUGUUUCCUUUGACCCCUCACCCUUGGGAAGGACGUAGAUGCUGAUACACGGGCUGAGACUUGAUGCAUCCAGAUUUCAUUUGCAAAUCUGUAUUGUUCCAACACUACUGCAGUGUUUUUUUUUUUUUUUUUUUUUUCUUCUCUUUUCCUUUCAAGGUUUUUCUUUCUUUCUUCUCUGUAGGAAGGGGUCUCGGGAGGGUCCAUCAGAUUGUGUGUGGACCUGGUGUGACCACAUCAGGCUUGAAGCCCCUCAAACAUCACCCUGUCCCUCUUAGGUUUCUAGCUUAAUCUCCAAUAGCCUCCUCUUUUUCAGAUCAGGUGCUCUUAAACAGCAGUCACGCGCCUGUGAAUGUUGAGUCAUUGUACUGAAAUUAAAUGAAAUCCAGUUAACAGAAUGGAUUUUGCUUCCGUUUUACAGCAUGUAUGAGUCCAGGCCGCUGUAAGGUAUAGACAUGUUGUCUGGAAAUCGUGAGCUCUUACUCGGGGAGGUGGGGGCAAGGCUGUACUGAAUAUCAGACUAGAAAACGAGGGCAAUUUCUACAGUUAUUAUUGAGAUUAUUGUUAUCAUUUUUGUAAUGACUUAUAAGAAAAAGGAAUGAAAAAGGCUGUUGUAACAUUGUGGCUAAUCUUCAGUGUUUGUAUAUAGUGUUGUUCUUCAGAAGACCUCAUGUCUUUUGUUCUCUUUUUUGUAAGUACAGAUAUUUUUCCGUUUGUAUGUCUGUUUUUUUGUUUUUGUGAGGAGUGGGCGAAGCAAAAGCCAAACAUCUCUGUGGAUACAUUGUACUGUUGCUGGUCCUGGUCUGUUUUUAUUUGGUUUUAAUGGUUGUUUUUGUUUCUGUUUUGUUCUAUUUUGCCAUUAAAUAAAUCUAUCUUUUUCAUA